GGACCUGACCUCAUUUUACAGCCUGUAACGUUACACAGUAGUUAAAAAUUAACUGGAUGUUUAUUUGCAUACCCUGGGGGUUUGUAGACGAAACACAUUAUGGUAGGUGAAUCAUAUACCUGGCAGCCUCAUAAGUUAUCAAAAGGAAGAAGGUUACGCCAGCCACCCCCUUAAAUAACUACCAUACCUGUGGGGCUUGGCUGUAAGAACAAUGGGACGCUACAAUGGGAAAACCUGCCGUCUUAUGACGCUGAUCGUCCUUACCGGACUCUUCUUCGUGGUGGAGAUUACAGUUGGUUACGUGACUAAUUCCAUGGCACUAGUCGCAGACUCUUUCCACUGUCUGUCAGACAUGGUGUCCCUGAUAGUAGGCCUGUCUGCCAUGAGGUUCUCCAAGAAGAGAGUGGUGCACCUGAACACGUUUGGCUGGGUGCGAGCAGAAGUGCUGGGAGGGUUGGUGAACUGUAUCUUCCUGCUGGCCCUGUGCUUCUCCAUCCUGGUCGAGUCCUUCAAGCGGCUCAUCAUGCCUGAACUUGUGGAGAGUCCACUUCUCAUGGUCAUCAUCGGGGGAGUUUCACUGGCCUUCUACCUCUUUGGGAUGGGUCUUCUCAGGGGCCUUAUGGUGGGCAAACAUGGUCACCUCCACACUGCAGACAGCCCAACAGGACAGGACACGGCUGCACAGACCGGUAAAGAUAAUGUACCCUCAAGAGAGCUGGUGUCUGAGACUGACUCUGGAUAUGACGUGGACCAAACCGUGGACCCUGAUAACAGAAGAGACAGUGAUGCCCAGUUGGCCAGACAUGGGUCCCACUCCAGUAUUAACUCAGACAUGGGCAACUCUGCUUGCAGACCACAGGACAAUGCUAUAGCAGAUGCCACACAGAUGAACCUGCGGGGUGUGUUCCUGCAUGUGCUGGGCGACGCCCUGUCCUCCCUCAUCAUUGUUGUGAAUGCACUAAUCAUCAUGUAUGUGCAGGGAGACUGGACCAAGUACUGUGACCCUGUCCUCAGCAUCCUAAUGGUGGUCAUCAUCAUCGCUACAACUGUGCCUCUGUUGAGACAGUCAGGGUCCAUCCUCCUGCAGUCGGUGCCACCCAGUGUCAGAAUGAAGAAACUCAGAACCAAGCUACAGCAGAUUGUUGGUAUUGUGAGCAUCCAUGAGUUACACGUGUGGCCGCUGACCGGUGAGAAGAUUGUGGCCACGCUCCACGUGGUGUUCCUGUCCCCGCUAAACUACCUGGAGAUCUGCCGUGAGAUCAAGGACCUGUUUCAUGAUGAAGGGAUUCACUCCACAACCAUUCAGCCUGAGUUCUCACAGGGUGUUGGGAGCAGUUGCCAUUGUCUCCUGGACUGUAACAGAACCUGUAGUCCAAACCAGUGCUGCACAACAGACACAGACAAACAGUUAGGUGCGCCGGACAAGGCGUCCCUCAGGAGAGUCCUGUUCCCCUGUCUGGGUCACCCUGAGGAUGAUGCACUCAUCCAGCCAGGGGAUGCUGGGAGGAGACCAUCGCUGAACGAGCAGCACAUAUCUCCUGACCAAGCCAGCCUUCCCCAAGACUCUACUAACCCUUCCUCUGAUGCUGUGAGCUCUGACCAGCAGUCCAGGUCCUCUAACUGCAUGGACCAAUCUUCUGCUGCAAGUAUCUCACUGAGUGGGUAUAGCGAUAGCAGGUUUUCUGUGGUGACUAACAAUUCUAACAAUUCAGCAGUGGUGGCAGACUCCACCACUGAAGCUGACGGGGUGCCUGUCGUUUCCUCCCUUCCUUGCUUGGGGAUGCAGCAAACUAACCUGUCCCCUCCCACCUCAAUGCUGGAAAUGGUGCAGUCCUCUCCUGACUUACAUGACACCAUCUCUACUAACAGUGACUUUGGAGAUACCAAGUGCUCCAACACAGGGGGGUCUCCAUCAUCAGAGAGCUUGAAAUACAAACAUAUUGUAUCGCCCAAGAAUAUCAGGCCAGGGCAAAUGCAUGGCAUCAGACAUGUAAAAUCAGUAGACCACCUUGAGGAAUCUAUAAAGGAAGAUGCAAUGGGCUUAAGAAAUGCCAAGUCUGCUCAUUUUGGUGUAGCUGAGAGCACAAGGAACAGGUUUAAGGGUGUACAACAUAAGGUUCAGUUGCAUGGAUAUGACAAUGGCAGUAAGACGGAAUCUUCCGCUUAGAAAACAAUAUACUAGUAUAUGAUGAUAGGGCUUCCAGGUUUGCUCAGUGCAUAGCCAAGAGUACAGAAUUUUAAUAUUAUAAGUUGGUGAUAUAGAUAACUAUCAUUAUGGUAGAAGACUUCUGUGAACGUUGGCAUUGAAGUCGUGUGGGCUGGAUUUCUCACUAUUUUCUUUGUAUACGGCCUAAAUACAGGUAAAGGAGCAUGUUUUAUAUGUCUUAUAUUUUGAGUCUUAUUGCCAUGAUUGUUGCCACAUAUGCAACAGGGGCACUAGUGAAUACUUUUUUUGAACUAUGCAAAUUUUCUGCAAUUCUUUUGCAGAUACAAGUUGUAUAUACUAGUAUAUUAAUGGCAAUAUCCUAUGAUGUUGCAAUGAUUGUCCAAAUAAAGAAAUGAUAAUCUGAGAUUAUAUUACUCCUGCAAAGUGAGGGAAUAAAUAUAUUUUUGAAUAACAAUGUUAUAAGAAUCUGAUAGUCCUACAUGGAAAAUAUUGAUAUAACCAUUCUAGUUAUUCCAUACUCUGACUUAAGAUUGAAGUGAGUGUGCUUAUGUAGGUAUGUUUGGGAAUGUUUGUGUUACUUUAUUCAUGUGUAUAGUUAAUGCAUGUGUAGUUUUGUCUGAUAUUCAUUUCAUUUAGUGAC
Messenger RNA from Branchiostoma floridae (Florida lancelet), 2807 nucleotides. RefSeq names its product zinc transporter 1-like. Gene Ontology annotation, biological process: intracellular zinc ion homeostasis; detoxification of zinc ion; zinc ion transmembrane transport. The coding region runs from base 212 to 2167 and encodes 651 amino acids. Gene Ontology annotation, molecular function: zinc ion transmembrane transporter activity. The record is from RefSeq and is a predicted model, not a curated record. NCBI's taxonomy places the organism in Eukaryota, Metazoa, Chordata, Leptocardii, Amphioxiformes, Branchiostomatidae. Gene Ontology annotation, cellular component: membrane. The transcript has 11 exons.